This is a messenger RNA of Suncus etruscus (white-toothed pygmy shrew), 888 nucleotides long. RefSeq names its product AKT1 substrate 1 (gene AKT1S1). The coding region runs from base 58 to 873 and encodes 271 amino acids. Gene Ontology annotation, cellular component: cytoplasm. The record is from RefSeq and is a predicted model, not a curated record. Lineage: Eukaryota; Metazoa; Chordata; Mammalia; Eulipotyphla; Soricidae. The transcript is spliced from 4 exons. Gene Ontology annotation, biological process: neurotrophin TRK receptor signaling pathway; negative regulation of protein kinase activity; negative regulation of TOR signaling.
GCUGGACAGUUCCCCCUGGUACAAGUGGAGAGGGCAGCUUGCUGGGGAACAGUGGUCAUGGGGACCCCCCAACUCAUCCCCCCUCUUGCUUUGACCCACAGGGCUCGGAUGGCGUCGGGGCGCCCCGAGGAGCUCUGGGAGGCAGUGGUGGGAGCCGCCGAGCGAUUCCGGGCACGCACGGGCACCGAGCUGGUGCUGCUCACAGCCGCACCCCCGCCGCCACCCCGACCUGGGCCCUGUGCCUACGCUGCCCACGGGCGGGGCGCUCUGGCCGAUGCUGCCCGACACUGCCUCCAGGACAUCGCCCAGGCCCACCGGGUGGCCGCCGCCUCAAGGCCCCCCGUGCCCCCGCCACCGCCAGAGCCCCCCAGUCCCGCCCAGAGUCCGCCCCGGCCUGCCCUGCCCAAGGAUGACGACCCGGAUGAAGAGCCCGGGGACACCGAGACCUCCGGGGAGCGGCUGGGCACCAGCGACGAUGGAGGGCUUUUUGUGAUGGACGAAGAUGCCACGCUUCAGGACCUGCCCCCCUUCUGCGACUCAGACCCAGAGAGCACCGAUGAUGGCAGCCUGAGUGAGGAGACGCCCGCCGGCCCCACAGCCUGCUCGGUGCCCCCUGCCUCGGCCCUGCCCACCCAGCAGUACGCCAAGUCCUUGCCCGUGUCUGUGCCCGUCUGGGCCUUCAAGGAGAAACGGACAGAAGCUCGGUCCUCGGAUGAGGAGAAUGAGCCGCCCUCCUCCCCCGACCUGGACCGCAUCGCUGCAAGCAUGCGCGCCCUGGUGCUGCGGGAGACCGAGGACACGCAGCUCUUCGGGGACCUGCCUCGCCCGCGCCUCAACACCAGCGACUUCCAGAAGCUGAAGCGAAAAUAUUGAGCUCCCUGGCCCGGC